This is a messenger RNA of Lentinula edodes (shiitake mushroom), 297 nucleotides long. RefSeq lists its product as uncharacterized. Bases 1 to 297 code for a protein of 98 amino acids. NCBI's taxonomy places the organism in Eukaryota, Fungi, Basidiomycota, Agaricomycetes, Agaricales, Omphalotaceae. The transcript has 2 exons. The record is from RefSeq and is a predicted model, not a curated record.
AUGUCGAGUCCUGUUGAUGGACCUAUGUUGCCAGCGUCUGGAAAUAUGAGCCAAUGUCCUGACAUACCCAUGACCGAAAAUAAUGAAGAUGACGAGGACGAAAGAACUAUUCAAAAUCUUGAAGAGGAGCUCAGAAGAAUCAAAGAGAAGAAAAAGGCCAACAAAACUGCUGUACGUGACACUAUUUCUGCAGUUCGGGUUGAGCCACCCAAGUCUUUGGUUCUCAAUACCACUCUGGGAGCAAAAUGUCCUUUAAUAGAUGCUGUGGCUACAUUGAGUUCUUCUUCUUUUUUAUAA